AUGUCCAAGACCUUUACUCGCGACGAGGUCGCCAAGCACACCACCGAAGACGACGUGUGGUUCAUCAUCGAUAGCAAAGUCUACGAUGUCUCCGACUUCCUCGAUGCUCACCCCGGUGGUGAAGCCGUCCUCCGCCAGGUUGCUGGAACUGACGCAACCGUUUCUUUCUACAACCUCCACCGACACGAGGUCCUUACCAAGUACGAAGAUCUCGCCGUAGGCACUGUACAAGGCGAGAAGCCCUCCGUGGUCACGCCGCAACCCGGUGACUUGAGCCCCGUUCCUUACGCCGAGCCCCUCUGGCUCUCACCCGUCUUCAAGAGCCCAUACUACAAUGAGUCGCACAGGCGGUUGCAGAAGGCUAUGCGUGUGUUCCAGGACAAGUACAUCACACCAGAGGCCCUGCUAAGGGAGGCCGAUGGAAAGUACAUCUCGCAAGAGCUGAUCGACCGCAUGUCCAAGGCGGGUAUCCUGCACAUGCGUCUUGGUCCCGGCAAGCAUUUGCACGGUGUCGAUUUGCUCGACGGUGCUGUCAAGGGUGACGAGUUUGACUACUUCCAUGACCUGAUCAUGGGCCAGGAGGGUUCGAGAGCCAACGCACGCGGCUUCCAAGAUGGAAACAUGGCCGGCAUGGUCAUCGGGCUGCCUUGUGUCAUGAACUACAUGAAGGACGAAAAGCGUAAGAAGGCAAUUAUGGACGAAGUCUUCAGCGGCAAGAAGAAGAUGUGUCUCGCCAUCACAGAAGCAUUUGCCGGUUCUGAUGUUGCUGGUUUGAGAACAACAGCUGUCAAGACGCCCGAUGGCAAGCACUACAUCGUUAACGGAACGAAGAAGUGGAUCACCAACGGUGUUUUCUCCGACUACUUCGUCACUGGUGUCAAGACUGACAAGGGUUUGAGCGUCCUGCUGAUUCCCCGUUGCGAGGGUGUUGAGACCAAGCUCAUCAAAACCUCGUACUCCACCGUCGCCGGUACGACUUACAUCACAUACGAUAAUGUCAAGGUGCCUGUCGAGAACCUGCUCGGCGAGGAGAACAAGGGCAUUUACGUCAUUCUGUCCAACUUCAACCACGAGCGAUGGACCAUGGUUUGUGGUUCCGUCCGCAACCAAAGGACAGUUGUCGAGGAGUGCCUCAAGUGGGCUCAUCAGCGCAUCGUUUUCGGCAAGCGCCUGAUCGACCAACCAGUCAUUCGCCAGAAGUUGGCUAAGAUGAUCGCCUUGGUCGAGUCUCACCAAUCAUGGCUCGAGACCAUCACAUACCAAAUGUGCAACAUGCCCUACAAGCAGCAAGCACAGUUCUUGGGCGGCCCUAUCGGUCUCUUGAAGAUGUCCACAACGAGAGCCGCCCACGAGGUCGCCGAUGAAGCUGUACAGAUAUUCGGUGGCCGUGGACUGACACAGUCAGGAAUGGGACGAGUGAUCGAGAUGUUCCACAGGACAUACAAGUUCGAUUCCAUUUUGGGUGGUGCCGAGGAGGUUCUUGGCGAUCUUGGCGUAAGGCAAGCCAUGAAGGAGAUGCCAAAUGCUAAGUUAUAA
Truncatella angustata is the source of this 1536-nucleotide messenger RNA. Its product is annotated as acyl-CoA dehydrogenase/oxidase. Gene Ontology annotation, molecular function: flavin adenine dinucleotide binding; acyl-CoA dehydrogenase activity; heme binding. The transcript is spliced from 2 exons. The coding region runs from base 1 to 1536 and encodes 511 amino acids. The record is from RefSeq and is a predicted model, not a curated record. Lineage: Eukaryota; Fungi; Ascomycota; Sordariomycetes; Amphisphaeriales; Sporocadaceae.